This is a messenger RNA of Cicer arietinum (chickpea), 746 nucleotides long. RefSeq lists its product as uncharacterized. NCBI's taxonomy places the organism in Eukaryota, Viridiplantae, Streptophyta, Magnoliopsida, Fabales, Fabaceae. The record is from RefSeq and is a predicted model, not a curated record.
CCGGAGGGUGCAAAUAACAACCUUCUUAAUUUCCCUGUUAAUUCAAUUUUUUGACAGGCCCAUCUAAUGAGCCCAAGUUGUGCAGGUUGCAAGUCACUGAGUGCGAUGUGGCGAAGGUGAAACAGAGCAAAGAUGGAGAAGAUGAUUGCAGUGGGAAUGAUAUGGGGUGCCACAAACGCUAUCAUGCGCUGGGGUGCUCUUCUAUGGGAUGAAGCUCUCAAAUCCUCUUCGGCUAAACAACCACAUCCUCACUCAACAAAUCUCGCCCAAAAAAUCUUAUUCUCUCUUCGCAACUGGCUCAAGCUUCUUUCAAUCUGGCAAUACUCCAUCCCCUUUCUCGUUAACCUCUCCGCCUCCGCCACUUUCUUCGCCAUUCUCUCCGACGCUCCUCUCUCCCUCGCCGUCCCCGUUACCAACGCCACCACAUUCGCCUCCACCGCUUUCUUUGCUACGCUCCUCGGUGAACACACUCACCUCCCUCGCGCUUUCUUCGGAACUGCUCUCAUCGUCAUCGGUAUUUGUUUGUGUAUCAAUUCCUAGUUUGUUUUCUAACCAUCUCUAUUUCUAUCUUUCGUUUUCAUUAUUAUUAUUGUUGAUAAAAAAUAAAUUAUGUGUAGCUAGAUUUACGAGAUUCGAAUUCAAUUAGAUAUCCCUAGUAUAGGGUUCAUGUGUGCUGAUUAAUAUCCUUCCCAGCAUAUGAAUGGGUAUUUAUUAGUUAUGAGUUCAUCAAAGUAUUUAGAUAUGAA